Penicillium pulvis is the source of this 1038-nucleotide messenger RNA. Its product is annotated as cupin domain-containing protein. The transcript has 2 exons. The coding region runs from base 1 to 1038 and encodes 345 amino acids. Lineage: Eukaryota; Fungi; Ascomycota; Eurotiomycetes; Eurotiales; Aspergillaceae. The record is from RefSeq and is a predicted model, not a curated record.
AUGUCGCUGCCAUUCUCAAAUUUGCCUCCCGCCGAGCGGGUCCCCUAUGCCAUCCCCCAGCUGGAGGGUGAACGCAUUACUAUCCCCGGUAGCAAGGGUGUCUUCCGCAUCCUGGCUUCCUCAAAGCAGACUGAUGGCUUGAUGGCUGUGUUCACAAGCGGUUCCACCAUCUCCGAUGCUCCCGGCUUCCACUACCACAACAAGGCCCACGAUGUCUUCUUGGUGACUAAGGGAUUCCUGAAGCUAUACAAUGGAGACAAGUGCCGAAUGAUGGGUCCUGGUGACUUUGCCUAUGUCCCACCGAUGGUCAUUCACAACCCUGACAAUGUCGGCCCUCACACCGAGCUGCAAGGCCUCAUCACUCCCGGCGACUGGGUCGACUUCUUCCGCUACGUGUCCGAGCCGUUCGAAGGCAUUAUUUCUCCCGAGACUGACAACCGUGACUUGAAGUCUCUUCUGAUCCCCAAGGUUAUGGCUGCCAAGGGCAAGUUUGACGUCGUCUUCCAGCCUCAAUACCAGCCCCCAGAGUUGGGAGAGUGGACUAAGGAUGAUGAGAAGCUGCCUGAGGGAUCGGAGGGAUACUUCCUGCGUGCCAACACUGGCCCACGUUGGAUGCUGGGUGGAGUGAUGUCCCGCCCCUUCGUCACUACCAAGCAGAGCACUGGAGUGUGCGCCAUCUCUAGCAUUGAGUCGUCCAAGGACUACGGCGAGACCGUCCUCUCGAAAUACAUGACCUUCGCUAAGGUCGAUCACUGCUUCUGUGUUAUGGAGGGUUCCCUCAAGGUCCGCCUGCAGGGCUCUGGAGAGACCAUCUUCCGCGAGGGAGAGACCGUUGUUAUUCCUGCUGGACAGGCGUUUGCUUUGGACUUUGUGAGCAAGUAUGUUAAGGUGCACUCCUUCACCGAUGGUGAUGGCAUUGAGUCCCUUAUCCACGAGCUGGGUAAGCAGGUGGAGGGCGUUGUUCUGCCGGAUCAGGCUCCCGAGUGGGACCCCUCGCAGCUGGCAUCUGUGGCGGAGCGACUGAACGUGACUUUCUAG